This is a messenger RNA of Egretta garzetta (little egret), 1424 nucleotides long. RefSeq names its product hyaluronidase 1 (gene HYAL1). The record is from RefSeq and is a predicted model, not a curated record. NCBI's taxonomy places the organism in Eukaryota, Metazoa, Chordata, Aves, Pelecaniformes, Ardeidae. Gene Ontology annotation, biological process: carbohydrate metabolic process; hyaluronan catabolic process. Gene Ontology annotation, molecular function: hyalurononglucosaminidase activity. Bases 51 to 1424 code for a protein of 457 amino acids. The transcript is spliced from 5 exons.
CUUGCCUCUCCCGAAGCAGCUCCAGGACCCAUCCUGCACCCGCUGGCACCAUGGCAUGGGGGUGGUCCUGCUGGGUCCUCCUGCUGCUCCUGCCCCCCUCGGCCUGCACCGGGGGGUCUGGCCCCGUCCUUGUUAACCGCCCCUUCGUCACCAUCUGGAACAUCCCCACCGAACGCUGCGCUGAAAAGUACAAUGUCACCCUCAACCUGGAGGUCUUUGACGUGUUGGCCAACGACCAGCAGUCCUUCAUGGGACAGGACAUCACCCUCUUCUACAGCAAGGACCUGGGGUUCCUCCCCUACUACACAUCUGAGGGGGUGCCAGUUUACGGGGGGCUCCCCCAAAAUGCCAGCUUGAAGGCCCACCUCCUCCAGGCUGCCUGGGACAUCCAUGUCACCCUGAGCAACCCUGCCUACAGUGGGCUGGCCGUCAUUGACUGGGAGAAGUGGCGCCCAUUGUGGAUCCGCAACUGGGGCUCCAUGGACAUCUACCAGCAGAAGUCAGAGGAGCUGGUGCGGCAGCAGCACCCACAGUGGCCCCCCGAGCUGGUGAAGAAGACGGCCAAGCAGGAGUUUGAGCAUAGCGCCCGCAACUUCAUGGAGAAGACCCUGCAGCUAGGCAAGACCCUCCGUCCCAACAGCUACUGGGGUUUCUACGGCUUCCCCAACUGCUACAACAAUGACUUUAACAGCCCAUCCUACACUGGAACGUGCCCAGUGGUGGAGCGGCAGAGGAACAAGGAGCUGUGGUGGCUCUGGGAGAGCAGCCGGGCGCUCUACCCCAGCAUCUACCUGCCCCCCUGCCUCAAUGGCACCAACAAGGCACUCACCUAUGUCCGGCACCGCAUCGCCGAGGCCUUUGCCGUCCAGCGCAACACCCUCAAUGGCAGCAUCCCCGUCCUGCCCUACUCCCAGAUUGCCUUCGACCGCACUGUUGACUUCCUCUCCCAGGAGGACCUGAUGAACACCAUCGGGGAAAGCGCGGCUCAGGGUGCUGCCGGCAUCGUUCUCUGGGGUAGCCUCAACUACAGCACCUCCAAGGAGAUGUGCCUGAGGCUGAAGGACUACGUGGAGGGGCCCUUGGGCCACUACAUCGUCAACGUGACGGCCAGCGCUGAUCUGUGCAGCCAGAGCCUGUGCUCCAGCCGGGGCCGCUGUGUGCGCCGGGAGAACAAGAAGGGCUUCCUCCACCUUGACCCCUUCCGCUUCGCCAUCGACCUGCAAGCUGGCAGGCCCUGGCUGGUGGCGCAGAGCUUGGAGUUCAUCGAUGAUGGUGUGCUGUACUGGGGUCCAUCAGCAGUGCUGGGGGUGCAGGUGCAGCAGGUGGGGAUGCUCUCUGUUAAAGCUGGGGUUAUAGUAGUAGAGUACCUAAAAAAAGGAGAAGAGUUAGUUGCCACCAUCCCAAGACUGGAAAACCGCAAGUGA